Trametes versicolor FP-101664 SS1 is the source of this 1008-nucleotide messenger RNA. Its product is annotated as NAD-P-binding protein. The coding region runs from base 1 to 1008 and encodes 335 amino acids. The transcript has 4 exons. NCBI's taxonomy places the organism in Eukaryota, Fungi, Basidiomycota, Agaricomycetes, Polyporales, Polyporaceae. The record is from RefSeq and is a predicted model, not a curated record. Gene Ontology annotation, molecular function: oxidoreductase activity, acting on the CH-OH group of donors, NAD or NADP as acceptor.
AUGCCUGCGAUCUCUUCCGGAAAAGUGUUGGUGACGGGCGCAAACGGCUUCAUCGCGGUGUGGACGAUGAAAGCCUUCCUCGACGCAGGCUUCUCCGUGCGAGGUGUCGUGCGCUCCCCGUACAAGACCGAACACCUGAGGACCAUCUUCGGCGCGUACGGCGAUAAGCUCGACUUCGCCAUCGUCCCGGACAUGACGGUCGACGGGGCGUUCAACCAGGCCGUACUCGGGGUCGACGCCAUCGUGCACACCGCCUCGCCCGUGCACCUCGGCGCGGACGACCCCGCCGAAGUAAUCAAUCCCGCGGUCAGCGGCACCCUCGGCGUCCUGCGCGCCGCCGCAUCCGUCCAGCGCAUCGUGUACGUCUCCUCGUGCGCAACCGUGCUCACGCGCGACGCGCCCGGGUCGCGCGUGUACGACGAGACGUGCUGGAAUGAGGCGGACGCGGACGCGGUGCAGACGCUCGGGCGCGCCGCGGCGCCGCUCGCGAAGUACAGCGCGAGCAAGAUAUUCGCGGAGCGGGCGGCGCGUGCGUUCUGUGAGGAGCGUCAAGGGGCGCUCCCGUGGGACUUGGUCGUCGUGAACCCGCCGUGGGUGUUCGGGCCCGUGCUGCAUGAGGUGGGUGGGGGACCGGAGAGCUUGAAUAGCUCGAACGGGCUCUUAUUUGAGGCUAUCACCAAGCGCGAUUUCACUAUUCUCGUGAACUGCUACGUCGAUGUUCGCGAUCUCGCGCAGGCUCUGUUGCUCGCGAUGACGAAGCCAUCGGCUAGCGGAGAGCGCAUUAUCACAAGUGCACGCCCUUUCAGGUGGCAGGACUUCGUCGUCGCGGCGAGCACGGCGUCGAGCAAGAUCCAGCCGGUGGAGACGCCGUACGACGCCACCGCAGAAGUAUACAAGGUGCUAUACGAUAACACGAAGUCCAAGGAAGUAUUGGGCGCCACGUACCGCAGCAUUGAGGAAACCACGGCAGAUAUUCUGAACGACUGGGAGAUGCGUGGAUGGAUGUAA